GUUCCACGGUCAAUCGACCCGUCUCCUGCUCGUGUCGCCUCGCCUGUCAACAUGUCGCGCUGCCUCGCUCUGGCUCGGUUCGCCUUGGUUUCCUCUCAGCGGGUCAACUCACGACUCGCGUUAUGUGCGCGAGGGCUGAGCAGCUCGAGCACCUCUUGCUCCCUCGCCGGAGCCCUGCAGCAGCAGAGGUGGAGCGGUCGGCCCGGUUCGUGGAGCUCCCCGCGGCGCGGCGUCAGCCGGCAGUCUCUCUACAGCACGCAGGAGGCCGAGAAGGAGCCCGAAGAGGAGCCUCUGCACACCAUCAUCGCCGACACCGAGUCGGUUCAAGGUAGUUUCUCCAAACAUGAAUUUCAGGCUGAGACGAAAAAGCUUCUGGACAUUGUUGCCAGGUCCUUGUACUCGGAGAAAGAGGUGUUCAUCCGGGAGUUGAUCUCCAACGGCAGUGAUGCUCUGGAAAAACUGCGCCAUAAACUGAUGACAGCAGGCGGAGAAACGGCUGAGAUGGAGAUCCACCUUCAGACCGACAACGCCAAGGGCACCUUCACCAUCCAGGACACGGGGGUGGGGAUGAACCAAGAGGAGCUGGUGGCCAACCUGGGGACCAUCGCCCGCUCCGGAUCCAAGGCCUUUUUGGAUGCCCUGCAGGACAAGGCGGAGGCCAGCAGCACCAUCAUCGGUCAGUUCGGGGUGGGAUUCUACUCGGCCUUCAUGGUGGCCGACCAGGUUGAAGUCUACUCUCGGUCCGCUGAGGCCGACGCACCUGGAUACAAGUGGUCCUCAGACGGCUCCGGAGUGUUUGAGAUCGCUGAAGCCAGCGGCGUUCAGCGGGGGACGAAGAUCGUGCUGCACUUCAAAGACGACUGCAAGGAGUUUUCCACCGAGGACCGAGUCAAAGAGGUUGUAACCAAGUACAGCAACUUCAUCAGCUUCCCCAUCUUCCUGAACGGACGCAGGCUCAACACGCUGCAGGCCUUGUGGACGAUGGAGCCGAAGGAGAUCAGCGACUGGCAGCACGAGGAGUUCUACCGCUACGUGGCUCAGGCCUACGACAAGCCGCGCUACACGCUGCACUACCGCGCCGACGCCCCGCUCAACAUCCGCAGCAUCUUCUACGUGCCGGAAUCGAAGCCGAGCCUGUUUGACGUGAGCAGGGAGAUGGGCUCCAGCGUGGCUCUGUUCAGCAGGAAGAUCCUGAUCCAGACCAAAGCCACCGACAUCUUGCCCAAGUGGCUUCGCUUCCUCCGAGGUGUGGUGGACAGUGAGGACAUCCCGUUGAAUCUGAGCAGAGAGCUGCUCCAGGAAAGCGCCCUCAUCAGGAAGCUGCGCGACGUGCUGCAGCAGCGGGUGAUCCGCUUCCUGCUGGACCAGAGCAAGAAGGAGCCGGAGAAGUACGGCAAGUUCUUCGAGGACUACGGCCUCUUCAUACGGGAGGGCAUCGUCACGACCCAGGAGCAGGACGUCAAGGAGGCCAUCGCAAAGCUGUUGAGGUUCGAGUCGUCGGCUCUGCCAGCGGGGGAGCACACCAACCUGACGGAGUACUCGGCCCGCAUGGCGGCGGGCACACGCAACAUCUACUACAUGUGCGCGCCCAACCGCUACCUCGCAGAGCACUCCCCCUACUACGAGGCCAUGAAGCAGAAAGACAUGGAGGUGCUGUUCUGCUACGAGCAGUUCGACGAGCUCACGCUGCUCCACCUGCGCGAGUUUGACAAGAAGAAGUUGAUCUCCGUGGAGACCGACAUCGUGGUGGAUCACUACAAGGAGGAGAAGUUUGAGGACAGCAAGCCCGCCUCCGAGCGUCUGACCCAAGAGCAAGCCGACGACCUGUUGUCCUGGAUGAAGAACGCUUUGGGCCCCCGGGUGACCAACAUAAAGCUGACUCCUCGGCUGGACACCCACCCAGCGAUGAUCACUGUGCUGGAAAUGGGAGCCGCACGCCACUUCCUCCGCACCCAGCAGCUGGCUCGCACCCCCGAGGAGAGAGCUCAGAUACUGCAGCCCACCCUGGAGAUCAAUGCAGGACAUGAUCUGAUCAAGAAGCUGCAGGCGCUGAAGGACACAAACUCUGAGCUGGCCGGUCUGUUACUGGAACAGAUCUAUGAUAACGCCAUGAUCACGGCCGGCCUGAAUGACGACCCCCGGCCGAUGAUUUCCCGCCUGAACGACCUGCUGACUAAAGCUCUGGAGAAGCACUGAGCUGCACGGCCAGAGCGACUGGGUUUGGGUGAAGUAUUUACAGACUUUCAAAGAUGGAGAACUGGAGGCCUCGUGGAUCUGGACUUCCUCUGGAGGACUCCUUUCAUCAUGGAGCGUAAAUGCUUCAGAAGCACAGCUGCCGGAAGAUUCUCCAUAAACACUUGUGAGUUAUGCUCCACGUUCAAUAAGAUUUCAUCACGCUCCAUGUCGCCCACAUGGAUGAAAACCAAACAAUGGUGAUUAAGAGGGCAAAAAGUAAACCAGAUGCAUAAAACAAUUAAAGUAAAUCUGGUUUCUAGACUCAUUUCAAAAUUCUCUUGAUAUACUGUAACUAGAGCAGCUUUAUUGUGAAGUGUGGAUUAGAGCCUUGAAAUGAUAAGACGUCCUCACUGGACAAGAGAUUCUUUUUAUAAGCCCUCUAAUAUUGUUCACAUUAUUUAAUAUUUUGUCGACUGUUGCGGUUCCUAGAGCUGAGGGUGUGUUUCAUGUCUGUUUUCUGAACUCUCAAAUGAAAGGAAAAAAGUUUCACGUAAUUCUGUAUGAGCUGUAUAUGUGACUGGGAAGGUGGAUUCUCAACAAGUGUCAUUGAUAUCAAAGUGCCAGAGAAUCUAAUAAAAUGCAUUUAAAAUAC
Molecule: messenger RNA, 2827 nt
Organism: Pseudoliparis swirei
Lineage: Eukaryota; Metazoa; Chordata; Actinopteri; Perciformes; Liparidae
Gene: trap1
Product: TNF receptor-associated protein 1
Exons: 18
Coding region: 52-2196 (714 amino acids)
Biological process (GO): protein folding
Cellular component (GO): mitochondrial inner membrane
Molecular function (GO): ATP-dependent protein folding chaperone; ATP binding; ATP hydrolysis activity
Source: RefSeq, a predicted model, not a curated record